Colletotrichum abscissum is the source of this 207-nucleotide messenger RNA. RefSeq lists its product as uncharacterized. The coding region runs from base 1 to 207 and encodes 68 amino acids. Lineage: Eukaryota; Fungi; Ascomycota; Sordariomycetes; Glomerellales; Glomerellaceae. The record is from RefSeq and is a predicted model, not a curated record. The transcript has a single exon.
AUGGGCUGUCCAAGACCAUCCCGCCCAAGCUUGCGAACAACAAAAGUGGAACGAAAAGGGGCCGAGUUGUCAAUCGUGAUUGGGCAUGCGGGUACCGUUGCCGGCCUCGUUCUUCAGACUGUUGCCCAAUGCCCUCCACUCAUGUGCACAAUGCAUGCACUGGGAGUCCCUGGUCCUUACUCAAGCGCACCAGCAUCUCGCGAAUAA